UUUGUACUAAAAAAGAAAAAAGAUCUGUCGAGCACAUACUUUUGCAAAAGGAGGCAUUUUUGGGGUCUUUUUUGUGUAAAUUCGAGUCGAGGCCUCAAAUCAAUUCAUCAUCGCUUCGACCCCUCUCCCAUCUCCCUCGCAGGCUCCCACUAUGUUCACCUCAUCAUCUCCGUCCUCCGUCUUUCUUCCUCUCCUCUCCUCCUCCUCCUCUCACCUCACCCAUCACCUCCUCUCACCAGCCGCCGGCGAACACCAAAUUGCCAAAGACCCUCCCUCAAGAUCUCUUGCUCUUCAGACCCCAUAAGCCUCACCAACCUCCUGUGGGCCGCCUCCCUCCCCCCUCCUCCUCAUCUCGCCGCCCGCUCCACCUGGCACUCCACCUGGCACCUCUCAUGCGCCAGCUGGCCCCCACCACCCCCCUUCUCCUCCUACUCCCGCCCUCCCUCCCAGUUCCCUCCGUCCCUCCCUACUCACCUCCCCUCCCUCCGCCUCCGCUUUCGCGCCCACCCUUGCCCGUGGGCGCACCGCGCCCUCAUCCUCCUCGCCCUCGCCGGCGUCGAGUCAUCCGUUCGACUCGAGGUCGUGACCCCCGGGCUCGACGGAGCUUGGAUGUCGGGAGACGGGUCGAGGCUGAGGGACGUCUACAAGAGGAGGAAGGGCGGGUACGAGGGGAGGGCGACGGUGCCGAUGCUGUGGGACGAGGAGAGGGAGGAGGUUGUCUGUAACGAGAGCUGGGAGAUCGUCAAGUUCCUCAGCUCCAUCGGAGGUUUGGAUCUGUGGGGGGAGGAGACGAGGGAGGAGAUCGAGAGGUGGAAUGGGAUUGUCUAUCCUAACGUCAACAAUGGGGUUUACAGAUGUGGGUUUGCACAGAGUCAAGAAGCAUACGACAGUGCGGUAAACGACCUAUUCAGUACUUUGGAUAUGUUAGAAGCUCACCUCUCGACGUCUCGCUACUUGUGCGGAGAUUCGCUGACACUAGCUGAUAUUUGCUUGUUUACGACUCUGAUUCGCUUCGAUCUUGUGUAUCAUGGCCUCUUUAAGUGCAGCAAGAAGAAGCUCAUUGAGUACCCCAACCUCUAUGCAUAUACAAGAGACGUGUAUCAGAUUCCAAAGGUGGCAGAAACUUGUAAUUUUGAGGCUAUCAUGGAUGGGUAUUAUCGGAUCUUGUUCCCGUUGAAUCCUGGGAGUAUUCGACCCAUUAUGCCUUCGGCCUGUCAGCAUGAGCAUCUUCUUCAGCCUCAUAACAGAGAGUUGCUGCCUUCCAGGAGUAGCAGAGAAGCACAGCAGCUUCAUGCUAUCUGAUUCCUGUAGAGUAAAAUUAAUGUAUAUAGCUGUAGUAGGGUUUCAGUAUCUUAUAAAGAGACGUAGCUCGAUGUAUGUUAAAUCACUUUGUACAAUAGACUAUCAUGCAUUGCAGCA
Messenger RNA from Asparagus officinalis (garden asparagus), 1419 nucleotides. Its product is annotated as glutathionyl-hydroquinone reductase YqjG. NCBI's taxonomy places the organism in Eukaryota, Viridiplantae, Streptophyta, Magnoliopsida, Asparagales, Asparagaceae. Gene Ontology annotation, cellular component: cytoplasm. Gene Ontology annotation, molecular function: glutathione transferase activity. The record is from RefSeq and is a predicted model, not a curated record.